Molecule: messenger RNA, 351 nt
Organism: Protopolystoma xenopodis
Lineage: Eukaryota; Metazoa; Platyhelminthes; Monogenea; Polystomatidea; Polystomatidae
Source: the annotation of a GenBank genome assembly
AUGGUUGUUGUUGUUGUUGUUGUUGUUGUUGUGAUGGUGGGGAUUGUUGUUGGCGUUGGUGGUAGGAAGGUUGUUGGUACCGCUGGACGGGCGGCCCAGGGUCGCCUGCGCCUCCAGCCAGGACAGGCCGAGGGUGAAGAGGAGGAAGAGGCAACGGGAAGCAGCAAAACGGGUCAUCGGACAAGGUGUCGUCAAGACCGAGGCAGCGAGUCGUUUCAGACAGAUUGGGCUCAACUGGACGAUGCUGUCGUGGUCAGGUUGGCUUUAACUUUGCGCAUUGUUGAAAAGUGCGACUCAAGCAUGAUCCGAUGCACACAAACAGGCGAUCGGAUCGAGGCAGACUCGAGUUAA